Messenger RNA from Vitis vinifera (wine grape), 931 nucleotides. RefSeq lists its product as uncharacterized. The record is from RefSeq and is a predicted model, not a curated record. The transcript is spliced from 6 exons. Lineage: Eukaryota; Viridiplantae; Streptophyta; Magnoliopsida; Vitales; Vitaceae. The coding region runs from base 29 to 931 and encodes 300 amino acids.
AUUAAAUCAUAAAAGCAGGAGGAAUUGUAUGGUAACAAUGGGAAAAUGCUUUUGGUCCUUUAAGAACUUGCUAACAGUGAAGUACAUUCUUCCUUUCGAAGACCAACCGGAGCUCCUCAAAAGACCACCAAUUCAAUAUACUUUUAUUGAGGAUGAAGAUUGGACAAUAUUUGUCAAAGAUAGAUUGUCUGACAACUUUAAGGAAUAUCGAGAAAUUCAAAAAGAAAGAAGAAAGAGAAACAUUUAUAAUCACCAUCUAAGUAGGAAAGGAUAUGCCGGUCUUGAGGAAGAGAUGAUGGUUGCAAGUGGAUCAACUGAAACUAUUGAUCGAAGCAUAUUAUGGAAGAAAGCAAGGGAAAAAAAGGACGACACCUUUGAUGAAGUGGCCAUACCAGUAAUUGAGAAAAUAGACAAGCUAUUGAAAGUGUCUCAAGAGAAUGGUAGAAGUGUUAGUGGAAGUAAUGAUAUACUUGUGGAAGCAUUGGGUACUCCUGAGUAUAGUGGUCGAGUUAGGGCCAAAGGGAAGCACUACACACCUCGCCAAUAUUUCAAUAGUGCUGUAGAUCGUGCUGUCAGGGAUUUCAUAGCAGCAUCUAAAGAAGAACAAAGAAUAUUUCAGGCAGAAGUGCUAGCAAAACUGACUCAAGUAGGAGUUGUUACUCCCCAAUCUGAUGUUAGUAGUUCAAACAUGAAGCAAAAACAACUUCUCCUACCAGAAGCAGUGGAUAAGGCAAUCCGUAAAGUUGAAGAUGUGACCCCACCAGAAGCAAUAGAACCACAGAAGAAGGUUAGAAAAUGUGAGCUGGCCAUUGUGGACCCCGCAUUUUCGGAGAGUUGCAUAAGCAUGACAUCACCCACAAUCUCAAAUGGGACUCUAAAUGAUAGACUUAUCCCAAGUAACUCAGCACAUUCCCUCACCUGUAUCUUUUGA